AUGCCAAGCGACGAUCGUUUUGCCGAUGCUGUCAAACCAGCUCUAGAAGCACUUCUCUCUGACCUCCAACAUACAACAGAAGUUCUCCGUCGAGCUCAUAUCAGUGAUCGUCGUUCACAAAGUCGUGAUGAUUUCGAUCAAACCUAUGAUCUCCAGAGAACUCUUGAUACUCAAAGUAACGGAAAUGUGUCAAUUUACAAAAGAAGAGCUUCAGAAGGCAGAGAAUAUUCGAAAAGUCCCGAAAGAAUCUAUGAAAAUGGACCAGAACCUAACCUCCCCGUCUAUUCACGUCGUUCUUCUCGUCCAAGUGUUCAAAGUCUUUUGUCUCAAGUUGAGGAACCAAUUCGUGCUGCCAGUUCCCGCAAGAGUCUCGGACCACCAUCUCAAGCACACUCCUAUUCCGAUGUUAGAUCGAACGGGCGGUCUCCAUCUCGAGACCCAUUGCAUUCGGAUUCAAUGAUCGGAACAAUGAAUGGAGAAUUGAGUUCAAAGCAUGGAGUGAAUACAAUUCCAAAGGGAGAUUGUGCUGCUUGUGGGAAACCAAUUAUCGGACAAGUCGUGAUCGCCCUCGGAAAAAUGUGGCAUCCAGAGCAUUACACUUGCUGUGAAUGUGGAACUGAACUCGGCCAACGUCCGUUUUUCGAGAGAAACGGACGUGCUUUCUGCGAGGAAGACUACCAUAAUCAAUUCAGUCCAAAGUGUCAAGGAUGUCAUCGUGCUAUUACUGAUAGAUGUGUGAAUGUGAUGAACAAGAACUUCCAUAUUGAGUGUUUCACUUGUGCUGAAUGCAACCAACCGUUCGGGGAGGACGGAUUCCAUGAGAAGAACGGACAUACCUAUUGCAAACGUGAUUUCUUCCGCCUGUUCGCCCCGAAAUGCAAUGGAUGCACUAAACCAAUCACUUCCAAUUUCAUCACUGCUCUCGGAACUCAUUGGCAUCCGGAUUGCUUUGUUUGUCAGCAUUGCGAAGCCAAUUUCAACGGUGGAAACUUCUUCGAACACAACGGAACUCCCCUCUGUGAGAGACAUUAUCAUGAAGUUCGUGGAUCGAUUUGUUCUCAAUGUCGUGGAGCAAUUAAUGGACGAUGUGUGGCAGCAAUGGGAAGGAAAUUUCAUCCGGAACAUUUCAGAUGCUCGUAUUGUAAUAAUCAAUUGACAAAGGGAACAUUCAAAGAAGUUGAUCAUCGUCCAUUCUGUCAUAAGUGUUAUAAUAAUACGUAUGCAUUGACUCCAGCCUAA
Messenger RNA from Caenorhabditis remanei, 1239 nucleotides. RefSeq lists its product as uncharacterized. The transcript is spliced from 10 exons. Gene Ontology annotation, cellular component: adherens junction; filamentous actin; Z disc. The record is from RefSeq and is a predicted model, not a curated record. Gene Ontology annotation, molecular function: actin binding; muscle alpha-actinin binding. Gene Ontology annotation, biological process: actin cytoskeleton organization; muscle structure development. The coding region runs from base 1 to 1239 and encodes 412 amino acids. NCBI's taxonomy places the organism in Eukaryota, Metazoa, Nematoda, Chromadorea, Rhabditida, Rhabditidae.